Juglans microcarpa x Juglans regia is the source of this 883-nucleotide messenger RNA. RefSeq lists its product as uncharacterized. The record is from RefSeq and is a predicted model, not a curated record. NCBI's taxonomy places the organism in Eukaryota, Viridiplantae, Streptophyta, Magnoliopsida, Fagales, Juglandaceae. The coding region runs from base 133 to 792 and encodes 219 amino acids. The transcript has a single exon.
UCAUGCCCCUUUAGCAUAUACUCAAUUUUUCUUUCACCACUCUCAUCUCAUCACUCCCUUUUGAGUUUAAACUCUCUCCCCUCCCACUGAACAAGAACAAGGUCCUCUCUUGUUGUGUUGGACACGAAGAUCAUGGGUCAUUUCAGGCAUCCAUAUAUCCAAGCUGCAAAAACGUUCAGCCACUUCUGCAAUUCCAAUAAAACCAUCAGAUUCUUACUCUCCUUCUCACUCUUAUCUGUCAUUUUGUCCCACUCUUCAUUGCUCCCUUUUCUUCUCGAAUCCUUCCAUGUCCACGUUUCUCCUUUUCCCUUGAAACCUUUUAGCUACACCAUUGACAAGAACUAUGUGUUCCUGCUUUGCAAUGGACUCCUAGUUUUUAUUGUAAAGAACUCUGGUCUAGUCGGGAAUAAUUCUUCAUUAUGGCAUGAUCUUGAUGAAGAAUUUGUCUUGAAGAAUGGAGAUAGUAGGCCAUCAGAACAGGAACUUGGACUGUCAGAGAAUAAGGCGUCGGAUGGAAGUAAAAAUGCACUACCUGAAGUUGAAGAGGAAGAAGAAAGAGCAAAUGGGACUUUGAUUGCGCUAGGAGAAGGAGAGAAUGGGCUAAUUUUGGCUAUGCACGAUGAAGAUGAAGAACAAGAUAAUGGCCUUGUUAUCAUCAAAGAAGAAGAAGAAGAAGAAGGAAACGGACUCGAGCUUCUGAGUACAGAAGAGUUGAACAAAAUAUUUGAUGAUUUUAUCAGAAAGAAGAAAGAAGAAAUAAAAUUCGGAGGCCAGCAACUGAUCGUGGUUUGAUUUUUGCGACUAAAGCACCCGCGCGCACAGUGCUAGUCAUGAUGCUCAGCCUGUCAAAAAGAUGCCCGACUUUGAUUUUUCUGGAGGGUCU